Hevea brasiliensis (rubber tree) is the source of this 2173-nucleotide messenger RNA. Its product is annotated as protein ACCELERATED CELL DEATH 6-like. Gene Ontology annotation, molecular function: protein phosphatase regulator activity; protein phosphatase 1 binding. Lineage: Eukaryota; Viridiplantae; Streptophyta; Magnoliopsida; Malpighiales; Euphorbiaceae. The record is from RefSeq and is a predicted model, not a curated record. The transcript is spliced from 5 exons. Gene Ontology annotation, cellular component: plasma membrane. The coding region runs from base 6 to 1907 and encodes 633 amino acids.
ACCAAAUGGAAACUUGCGCAUACAUUGAUGCCUACUUACGAAAAGCGGCAGAAAAUGGCGAAUUUGAUCCAUUCAAAAAUGUUCAACCACCUCUUGAUAGGCUACUUUCCCCAAAGAAAAACACAAUAUUGCAUAUUUACCUUAGCACUACAAGUAAGAGACAUCCCCAGUUUAUAGAGGGGAUACUUGGACUUUGUCCGUCACUGUUAUUGAAGGUCAAUGUCCACGCUGAUACUCCGUUACACAUUGCAGCAAGGUACGGGCAUGUUGAUGCAGCAGAAGUGCUAAUCAAACAGGCAAAGGGUGAUGAAAUAGAUUUAGAGAGCGGAGAAGGGCCAACAGAUAGUAAAAUGGCAGCAGUAAGGAAGAUGUUAAGGAUGACAAAUAAAAAUAAAGAAACGGCCUUGCAUGAGGCGGCACGAAACGAAAGAAGUCGGGACAUUGUGAAAGCAAUAAUGCGUAAUGAAGAUCCAACAAAGUUUACAUAUUCUGCCAAUAAUAAUGGGGAAACUCCGCUUUACCUAGCUGUUAAAAAUAGAAAUAUGGAGAUAGCUUUUGAACUAUUAAAUCAUCCCGAUUCACAAUUACUGGCUUAUGGUGGUCCCAAUGGUAAAACGGCAUUACAUGAGGCAAUAGUGCUGCACUUCGAAGAUAACGACUUCACAGAUGAAGGGCAGAGGAAGUCGUUGUGGGAGAAAUACAGAUCCUUAUACGGCAAUAAAAAUGAGGAAGAUGACAAUCAAUCAUACACGGAGCUUGUGAUACCACGCAUGCUAUUGUAUGAAAUGGGAAGCUUGACCAAAGUAACAGAUGAAAAGGGAUGGACUCCACUUCACUAUGCUGUGUACAGAAGAAAACGGUUAGCGGUCAGCAUCCUAUUACGCUUUGAUAUAUCUAGUGCCUGUAUUGCUGAUAAAUGUUGGAAGAGGACUGCUCUUCACAUUGCAGCCUGUCGAGGCUUCCAAGACAUAGUGAAAGAGAUCAUUUCUGAAUGCCCAGAUUGCUGCGAACUUACUGAUAUUAGAGGCUGGAAUGUUAUUCAUUAUGCAGUGAUCAGCAAAAGUGAUGAAGUACUGAAAGAAGUGCUCAAAUAUUCAUCAUUGAUUUAUCUUUUAAAUGAGAAAGAUGUUAAAGGAAAUACGCCUGUCCAUUUAUAUAAGGCUUGCCAUCCUCGUUUGCCUCCUUUCAUGCGACAUGGAGAUACUGAUAUGUUCAACCAUUGGAGCACAUUGCACAAGCAAAUUCAAACGGAAGGAGACUUUUCAUCAAAAAAGAACGAAAUUUUAGCGUGGAUGGAAGACCUUGGCACUGGACCAUUGGGGAAAAUUGAAAUGCGAAACAAAGAAAGAGCAGAGACAAAAGAAAAUAUAAUACUUAAAUUUGAAAAGGUCAAAGACUCUCAUUUGGUGGCUGCAGCAAUUAUAGCAACAGUAACGUUUGCGGCAAUGCUCACCAUGCCUGGAGGUUAUAUAAGUGAUAAAAAUGAUUUAAAGAAAGGGACUCCUAUCUUAAGUGGAAAUUCAGCUUUUAUAGCAUUUAUGAUAUCAGACACUAUAGCUAUGGUUUUAUCUACUUCUUGUGUCUUUAUCCACUUUAUAUUGGUGAUGUUAGGAUAUCUGGAAAGAUACUAUUGGUUGAUAAGAUGUGCCUUCAGCUUCCUCUUCUAUGCUAUGGUAGCAAUGGUGAUUACAUUUGUGACGGGCGCUUAUGCAGUUUUAGCACCUUCCUUUGGAUAUGGCAUUUGUGUCAUUGGUUUGAGCUUCUUCUGCUUCAUAUUUUAUUCGAUCAUAAGCGUAACAUGGAGUUUAUUUCUUUCGGGCAAUGAUGAUGAAGAAGUUAAUAGCUACAGAUAUCAAAUAACAACUUUCUCUUGGCUGACUGGCGGAAUAUUUUGGUUGGGUUUCUAGCACAUUGCCCUUCAUUUGGAGCUUCAACAUAUGUUUAGAAAGUUUAGAAAGCAUCGGAAGGAGUAAGUCAACAGAUUCAUCAGGUAAUAUCAGAUGCCAAGAAAAAGAGACAUCCUUGCUAUUACCUCAUGAGAUGUAAAUGGUGUCUUCCUUCAUAUGGAUGUGUUUAAUUUAAUUUUCACUUUUUAAAUUUUUACUUUAAAAACAUUUAGAAGGAAUAUAUGUUAAUUAUUAGGGUAAUGCCUUACGACACCAAGACACUUAUA